GCCCGCGGCCGGGGCCGAGCGGGGCGACGCGCCAUGGCGGCCGACGCGAAGGGGCGCGGCUGGGCGGCCGCCGUCCUGCUCCUGCUGGUGCUCUGGCUGCAGCCGCCGCCCGGCCGGCCCCGCAGCCUGCGCUUCGUGACGCUGGUGUACCGGCACGGAGACCGCUCGCCCGUCAAGGCGUACCCGCGGGACCCCUACCAGGCCAGCGCCUGGCCGCAGGGCUUCGGGCAGCUCACGCAGAUGGGGAUGCGGCAGCAGUUGGCGCUGGGCCGGUUUCUGCGGCGGCGGUACAGCGGCUUCCUCAGCGACAUGUACCUGCGGUGGGAGAUCUAUGUCCGCAGCACAGACUGGGACCGGACGCUGAUGAGCGCAGAGGCCAACCUGGCUGGCCUCUACCCCCCCAAGGGACCACAGGUGUUCAACCCCAACAUCUCCUGGCAGCCCAUCCCUGUGCACACAGUGGCUCAGGACGAGGAAAGGCUGCUGAAGUAUCCUUUGACCCCCUGUCCUCGGUAUGAACAGCUACAGAAUGAAACACGGCACUCGGCAGAAUACAUAAAUAUGACCAAGGAGAAUUGGCAAUUCCUGCAGAUGGUGGCAAAUGAGACCGGGAUCCAGCAUGUCUCUCUCGAGUCUGUCUGGAGCGUGUAUGACACACUGUUCUGUGAGCAAGUACACCAAAUGGAUUUGCCUGCAUGGGCGACACCAGAAGUCAUGAGCCACUUGAGGCAACUCAGAGACUUUGGGUUUGACUAUCUGUUUGGGAUCAUCCACCGGGUAGAAAAAUCUCGUCUGCAAGGCGGGGUCCUGCUGGGCCACAUCAGGAAAAACCUAACCCAAGCAGCAAGUGAGCCUAUCCACCACAACCUGAGAGUGCUCGCCUAUUCAGCACAUGACACCACAAUUGCAGCUCUGCAGAUGGCUCUAAACGUCUUCAACAACGUCCAACCACCUUACGCCUCCUGUCACUUUUUUGAGCUGUACCAAGAGGAUGAUGGUAACUUCUCUGUGGAGAUGUUUUACCGGAACGAGAGUGGGAAGGAACCUUUCCCACUGACAAUCCCUGGCUGUCAGCAUAAAUGCCCACUGCAGAGGUUCAUGGACCUCACAGCUGCUGUUAUUCCCUGGAACUGGGAGCAGGAAUGCCAGGUAGCAAGUACUCUGCACGACACAGAACUGUUUGUGGGUCUGGCUGUGUGUGGAUCUAUUCUCCUUCUCCUUAUAAUCCUCCUCUUGACUGUACUGUUUCGCAUACAGUCUCAGCCCUCCGGCUACAGGCACGUUUCCAAUGAGGGAGAAGAGCAGGCCUGACAGAUGCUUCAACUCCUUCCCAGGCUGUAGGAGGGAGCAGUUUUGCCCCUAAAGAUGAUUGGGCACCUUCAGGUUACUGAGCAUUCUUCUGCUUUGGCCAUUGCUUCCCAGAAUGAAGCUGGAGUUGAUUUUUGGAUGCUUUCUAAAGGUGAUGUCUCAGAGAGAGAGAGGACUGAGCUACUCCAAUGGAAGUGACAUCUCAGUUCUGAAGGCAGCAACUGCGUGGUGCCCCCAGUCCUCAUACAGCUUACCUAGUCUGGGAUUCCCACUGUGGCCAGUUGGAGCUGCUCAAGAGCUCUUCUCAAGUGACUGUAAAUGUUACCACUCACCAUGACUGUUGGCAGAGGGGCUCUGGUCUCCAGCAGCUGCUCAGGAGCUGUGUCUCUCUUCAGGGUCAACCUGCUUUGAAUGCUUUUUCCUCAAGCCACCAGGCUGAUGACAGUGGGGAGGCUGGGCUUGGAGCAGAGGGCAUAGCUCACCACCAACACACCAAGAGUCAUCUGCUGUCCAGGCAGAGGGAACUGCUGCAGACACUGAAAAGCGUUGCUUGAGUUUGCUGCUGGCAACUGGUCUGUUGGGGUUUUUUUUUUCCCCUCCUCCCUCUGUGAAUCAAGAGUUCUGACCUGGAACCAGGACAUGAUCGACCACCUGGCAGUAGUUUUUAGGAUUCAGCUCAGAGUAGUUUACAUGUGACCUAAAGAAGCUCUAAGAGUUUCAUCAGAGAUAAGUCCUGUGACCACAGCAAACCCACACCCAUUUUAUGUCUCCAUAGGUAAGAGACUCGGGCUCUGCUUGAAACAGUCAGCCUUAGAAUUGGACUUGCCCACCUCUGAACUCCAAGUACCUAUCACAGGGAGUAUCCAGUACUGCAAGCAGUCCACAUUUCAGCUGCUUUACUGGCAAAAUGGUUUUAUGCUGUCAUUAAAGAGAUGUAGCAGACCUGUUUUUAUACCUAAGAUUGAAGGCCAAGCUCUGUAGUUGUUCCUCCCAGAUAUCUGGACACACAAACAAACCAACCUCAUUAAGAAUCAGAGUUUACAGGUGACUGAGGAUCCCUCUCCUCGUUUUGGUUCUCUGCAGCUGCCACAGGGACCUCCACACCAAGUGCUCACCACCUGCCUCGUAAGCUUUUGGCAGAGUGGAGCAGGCACCAGCAGCACAGGCUCCUCACAUGGUGAUGCUGCACAUUCACUUCCCAUUUUUACUUCUCUUUCUGGUGCAGUUCCCUUCCCCUCGUGGCGGCAGACACCGGUUCUUGGCUUACAGACAUCUCCUUUUCUUCCCCUACAGAGCACCGUGGGGGCUUUUCCCUGUGCCCUCACGGGCUCCUGCUGGCAUGGGAACUCUCAAUCAGCAGAAGCAGCUUGCUAUUCUCAGCAUCUUCCUCACCUUUUCUUCCUCUGAAGAUACAAUCUAGGUCCCCCAAACAGCAAGACAGUCAUAAAGGAAAACCUCCUGCCUGUGAGAACAGGCCCAAGGAAGGGGUAACAGAAAGGACAACCACGAGGGCUGGACCUGUUCUUUUCCAAGGCAGCAAAUUUUGCACACACAGAGGAAAGGUUUCCACGAUGAUUUCGACACUCUGACUGUGAAUGACUUUCUGUAAUUGUUCUAAUACAUUUCCUUUUCAUUAUUAAAAUCAAAUUGGCACUGAA
Colius striatus (speckled mousebird) is the source of this 2966-nucleotide messenger RNA. RefSeq names its product acid phosphatase 2, lysosomal (gene ACP2). Bases 34 to 1311 code for a protein of 425 amino acids. NCBI's taxonomy places the organism in Eukaryota, Metazoa, Chordata, Aves, Coliiformes, Coliidae. Gene Ontology annotation, molecular function: acid phosphatase activity. The record is from RefSeq and is a predicted model, not a curated record. The transcript is spliced from 11 exons. Gene Ontology annotation, biological process: dephosphorylation; lysosome organization. Gene Ontology annotation, cellular component: lysosome.